AUGUCCCUGUCCGGACACUCUGUGUAUUACCUUGGUGUCCUCACUGUGUGGUUCUGUCUGUUGGCAGUCUCUCAGGCGUAUGUUAAUGUCGCUCUCAACAAACCAGCAUACCAUAAGCACGCUGUACCAGAUAGCGAUAUAGUUGACGCCAAUAAUGCUGUAGACGGGCGUAAAUCUGACACGAAUUAUGAUGGUGGUCAAUGUGCUGGAUCAUAUGUUAGUCAAAUCGCCACCUGGUGGGUGAACCUUACCAGACUCCAUAGCAUCCAUCACAUCACUCUCUACUUCAGUACGGAUGCAAAUCCAUGGGGUCCUACCAGUCAACGCACAAGGAGCGCUCUUGGGUUCUCAAUGUACGUCUCCAAUACAACAAACAGACUACAAGGAACACUGUGUUACAAGGACGACAACUUUACAACAACCACCAUACCUACUGUCUUCACCAUCACAUGUCCUGUACAUGGACAGUACGUCAUCUACUACAACGAGAGACUAAAAGGAGUUACCUACCCUAGCGGAUACAUGAAUUAUGCUGUCAGUGGCCUCUGUGAAGUAGAGGUGUAUGUUGAAGGUUGUCCUGCUACCGGAUAUUUUGGGUCUAACUGUUCCGUUCCCUGUCUAGACGUUAACUGUCAGUACUGUCACAUAGAGACGGGCACCUGUCUGGGCUGUAAAGAUGGAUACAAGGGUCACAGAUGUGAAUUAACUUGUGACAGGGUAACAUAUGGUGCUGUCUGCAAAGAAACCUGCGGACACUGCCGUGACGUAAACCAGUGUUCCAAUACCAAUGGGACAUGCCUAACUGGAUGUGAUGCUGGUUUUAAGGGGAACUUGUGUAAAACUGUUUGUGACAGAGGGUCGUAUGGUCACGACUGUAAAGAAACAUGUGGACACUGUCGUGACGUAGACCAAUGUUCUAAUGUAAACGGGAUAUGUUUGACUGGAUGUGAUGCUGGUUAUGAAGGGGGCUUGUGUAAACAAUUUUGUGACAGAGGGUCGUAUGGUUCCGAAUGCAGCGAAACAUGUGGACACUGUCGUGACGAAAACCAGUGUUCCAAUAUCAAUGGGACAUGUUUGACUGGAUGUGAUGCUGGUUAUCAAGGAGACUUGUGUAAAUAUCCUUGCCCUGUUGGAUAUUUUGGACAAGAAUGUUCUGAGACUUGUAUCAACAGUUACACAUGUGAUGGAUGUAACGAUGUCAGUGGGUCUUGUGAUAAUGUCUGCCGCCCUGGCUGGAUUUUAACCUUCUGUCAAAAAACAAAGUAA
This is a messenger RNA of Magallana angulata, 1266 nucleotides long. Its product is annotated as multiple epidermal growth factor-like domains protein 10. The record is from RefSeq and is a predicted model, not a curated record. Lineage: Eukaryota; Metazoa; Mollusca; Bivalvia; Ostreida; Ostreidae. Bases 1 to 1266 code for a protein of 421 amino acids. The transcript has 9 exons. Gene Ontology annotation, molecular function: scavenger receptor activity.